AUGAAUCCAGUAAGUCCAUGGAUCGCGGCAUUGGCCGAGCAAUGCCUGUCGUCCUACCUCGGUCAAACCGAUCAAGAUGAACUCCAGAUUGAGGAUAUUGAUGGAUGCCUCUGCUUCAGUAACUGCAAUCUCAAAUUGAACACAGCUGUUGUGGUUUCGUGGGUACAGGAGGACAACAAUCAUCGUGCUACAUUUACAGACUCAAAGAAUCAAAUCGAUGCAAUAAUUCCAGCCGAAUCGCCAGAUAUACAAGAAGGAACCCUGCCUUGCCCACCGUCGAUCAAAGGAGGUCCGAGGCAUCUCAUUGAACUUUUCGAUAUCAAGCUCGUUUUCACGUACUCAACAGCUUUUCCCGAUGUCUAUCUUCAUGUCAAUCGCUUUAAAAUCCAUCAUAAUGCAGUCGCAAAAGGAGACGUACCGAAACCAAAGCUCAGGAAGGCAGCGGGUCUCAAAAGCUUGAUGACCAUGGCAUAUCAAAAGAGUCAAAACAACCAAAAUCAUGUGGGAUCAAAGAACCAAACAGACAAAACUUUGGCCGAGUUAUUUGCUUCUCAGCAUGAUCUAGCAAAUCGUUUUGAGCACACAGAGGCAUCCCAAUUACUCUUCUCUCAGUGCCCGUCCAAUAUGCAACAUGGUCCACUGGAGGAUAAGUCGCUGACCCAUCGCGUUUCCAUUGGCGAGUCAUCGGAACUUCUGGGAUUUCUCGCACCUUCUUGUCCAGUUCGCAAUAACAAAUUGACAAUUAAAGAAUCUCGAAAGAACCAAAGACUUUCUCCAGCUGAGGGUAAUGGCAGUCGGUCUCCUGUGCCGGAUGGGAGGACAUUGCCAUCACGACAAGAAUCCGAUAGAUUUUCCGUACCAAAUCAACCGUCAUUUCGGAGAUAUGCCAGUAUUACCGCGGAUGCGACAGAAGCUAGUAACUCGGCUACCAAUACUUGUUACGCCAAGCUCAAUCAAGAGGUUGAUGACUUCAUAGCCGAGGUUGUGAGGCAAACCGUGCGCCCUUUGGACGAUUUGAACGACCAGAGUCGGGUCCAGAAGGCUCGAUAUGUGGACAACCAACUGCCUUCAAAGAAACGAUGCCGUGGGAGUACAGAUGCGCCAUUACAAACAACUAAGAGCGGUGACCUGGCUUCGCAAAGCCAGCCAAAUCCAGAAUAUACAGCACCCUCUCAUAAACGACAGCGUACUGAUGCUGGAAACGCGAUGCCAACGGACACAAGCGAAACCAAGGAAGUGCAAAGCGAGUCGGUGCCAGCACUCCCUGGAGUGCGGACCGUGAGCACCAAAGCAGACAUUGUGUGCACACUCACAACGGACCCAUGGGAAGGCAUGACGUGUAUACCUUUGAGCGAGAUCGAUAUUCCAAAAGAUCAAGCGGUACUUCUGGAAGGCCUGAAAUGGAUCCCACAAGACACCGGUGUAUCUACCCCUCUUUGCCAUGUGCCUCCUUUCCUUCUAAUGCAAUGGAACCACAUUGCACGACGAACACAACAUCUUGCGGAAGACGAAGAGCAAGUAACUGAACGUGGUCCCACCCCCACUCCGACUCCUCAAGAUAUCAAUACAUCAAUCGUUGAUUCCGAUGAUAACCAGGUGUCUGAAAAUGAGUCUCCUGCUCGAGAUGCUCUUCCAAGAGACACCAUUUCCCCUCAAAGGCAGACCAGAACUAUCAGGCCAACCCCCACGCCAAACAGCACUCAAGAUCCCAUCAGCGAAACUACAGGGAACGGCACUAUUGACGUAGCGAAACAGACUACCAGUGCUGCUUCUAAGCCAAGACGAGAGAAUAGCACCGUGUCAAAGGAGAAGCUCAUACCGACACAACAAUGUGCUCGUCCUCUUGAAAAAGUAGUGGAGAACGUGAAGGAGCUCGAGUCGCCGGACCAGGAUCCCAAGGUCCCCCCAUUCAGAGAGCAGGUCGCUUCAAGGUCGCUCGACCCUAACGGUGACCGACCUCUAAAUCCAAUGCAACAAUGUCCGCAAAACGAAUUACCUGCGGAAAGUCUUCCAUUUGACUAUGAGCCUCGCGGUGAAUCAAGUGACGAUGAAAGCGAUGACGCUGAGAUGGAAACAUCUGUUCCGUUCGCUCUUGGGGGAACUCUUCCCUUAAGCAGUCAGCCAGAGCAAGUAAUAACUAGCUCAGGCCCAUUUCUUCCAAGGCUUGCGGCGGGAAACAUUCAGGUAGCCGAGACACCUGCCAUCAAUACGACGCGUCUAGAAUAUGAGAGGCCAAAAACACAGAGAGCUGGACAUCCGCUCCCGAGCUCCCAGCAGUCAUCCUCUCGAUCUGCCAAAACAUCCCCUAUAUCUCGGGUCCUGAACACCUACCGUUCGACAGACAGCUACAGGCACAGUGACCUAUUCUCAGAGGCAUCAAAUCCCUCGCCAAUUUUAGAAGACGGGUCACCGCGAGUGGAUGUACUAGGUACUCAAACUGAAAUGAGCGGUUUACGUGCACCAUCGCCUGUAGCAUUCCAAUCGUCUUCAGAGGUUGUACUUGAUUCCUCAAGGCCAGCUCAGCGCCAGCGUGGCUCAUCUAUCUUUCAUUUAGACCCGUCAGAUCACCCAUCUUCUUUCCCUUAUGCUAGCUCUCAUUCGCUGCCCAUGUCUCAAAUCAAUGAACCAAGUCAAGAUUCUUUGAGAGGAGUUUUUGCUCUCGAUGGAGACUCACAAUUGCCGAAAUUGUCACCAAGAGAGUUCACAGCCUGGGUCGCUACUCAUGCAGAAUUACCAUCCAAACUUCCUCGCUCUCCUCCCCGCGAGGGGACUGAUACUCGUCAAAUACCAUCAUACAAGACAACCAUCGAAUUGGUGGCACGGCGGCAAGACUUUAUCGGUAAGCCCGACAUGUCUGCUGAAGCGCAAACAAUCUAUGAAAAGUUCUGCAACGAUUAUUCGCCAUACUCUGGCGACUUCUCUCACUUCGCUGAGAUGUGCUCGAAACUACAAAAAAUGCGGCAAAACGGCCUGCUACAAAGAUCGUUCCUAUGGGAUGACUUUGUCAUCCGAAAUUUGGACGAGUACCCACGUUAUUUCGCAGAGUGCACAUCUCAAGAUUCGAAGACUAUGAAUUACGAAGAAUUUUUCUGCAUGAACUUCUCACGGCCUCAGUACAAGAAGAGAAGUUUGACAGCACACGGACUUGAAAUGGUCGCGUCACAGUUUGUUCCACCUGCCAGCGCCGAGCUAGCAAACCCGCCUGUUGCACACCAAGCGGCAACCCAAGACCAUGUGGCCCAGAAUGAUGCGAUGCAGAAUACAUUAGGCAAUACUUCCUUCACAGAAAGUCUUGUGGGCAGACUCGCGAACCUCCAUGCUCGGUCUUCUGCCGAUCUCGAUAUUGGUGAUAUGCCCAAUCCGAAUCUUGAUAUACCCGCUGCAACGCAGUCAUCCUCAUCCCCCUUCAUUAGCACGGGCUCGGAUGAAGUGGAAAUUAAAGAAGAACACGCUUCAUCUGACGAGUUGAGUGACUCUAGAAUCAACAUGAGUGACGAGGAUCAAAAGCCAGCACCCUCGAGCGAAGACGAAGACAUGGUCAACGAUUCCAACCCAGAUAAUCUUCACACUAUGAAUGAUACUGAUAUGACCGAAGCUGGCAUGGACGAAAUUGAGGAGACAUACGAAGAAGAUGACACUUACCAUGAAACCGCCAGCAUUGAACUCGGUGAUGAAAACGAAGAUCGCCGGCUGUCUGCCUCUCCCAUCCCACCCGCGGCCCUGGGUGCUUUGCCUGUCACCAAGCCCGAGCCGCCAAGGCAACAAAGGCCCUGGUUCCGGUCUCUCCAGAACAUAUUCCCCACUGGUCCUGUGUGGUCGGACGAUCCUGACACUCCAUUCAAGCGUUGGGCUCGCCAAGACCAGAAUGUCCUCCAAGAAAUCAAGCGUCGGGGUGGGACUAGAGUUCAGGUUGAUGAGAAGGGUGUCAUUUGUCGGCCGACUUACAAGCACGCGAAGGAUCCUGGCUCCUAG
Molecule: messenger RNA, 3972 nt
Organism: Penicillium paradoxum
Lineage: Eukaryota; Fungi; Ascomycota; Eurotiomycetes; Eurotiales; Aspergillaceae
Exons: 2
Coding region: 1-3972 (1323 amino acids)
Source: RefSeq, a predicted model, not a curated record